Molecule: messenger RNA, 2833 nt
Organism: Caenorhabditis angaria
Lineage: Eukaryota; Metazoa; Nematoda; Chromadorea; Rhabditida; Rhabditidae
Source: the annotation of a GenBank genome assembly
AUGAGUUCUGUGCCUUCAUCUUCCACGAUUAGUGGAUCUAGCACAGCUACAGACAAUAUAAGGGUUCUUCUAAUGGCCUCGGUUCGAAAUGAAUUUGGAGAUUCUUGUAUUUUUUCGCGACUUGGACAAACUGCACUCGGGCAACACUAUGUACUAUUGGCCAAAAAACGAUUUCUCAGCGGCUAUCAGGUAAGAGAAAUUUGAACAGCUGCCUCCAACUGGGGGUAUAGCUCAGUGGUAGAGCGCUCCCUUAGCAUGGGAGAGGGCUGGGGUUCAAUUCCCCAUACCUCCAAAACAUUUUUUAUUUUUUUUUUUAGAAAAAUAAAUUAUUUUGCAGACUUUCAUGAUAACGGCAAAUAUGCGAAAUCGACCAUUCAUUUCUGCACCUUUCAAAAUUUCGGGAAUCCAAAGUAUGGAUGAAUCGAGAGUUUUUAUCGAGAGAAUGAUUCAUGAAUUGGGACGACCUGGAAUGUUUGGAUUAGAUGAGCAACCCGUGGGUUGUCAAAUUCCAAUAGGAAAAGAAUUUUUGCAAUUGGACGAGGUUCCGAUCGAAGUUCACGAUAAACCAGACAAAUAUUUGAAGCGUGGUGAUGAGAUAUUUUGUGAGAUCAAUGUUACGGGAAUCAAAUUUUUCCACACUGGAAUCUACGCGGGGAAUGGAGAAGUUUAUCAUUUUGUAUGCGAUCCUCGUAAGUUCUCAAAGUUUCCUGGAAUUAUCUUCUAAAUUUGCUUUAAAAAAACAUUUCCAGAAGAAUCUGAAACACUCGCCGAAGCGUUGGCCGUGUUCAGCGGUGUUCAAGCACACGUCUGUUUCGAUUCGUGGAAUGAAUUUGUGUACGCGCUGAUUGAGCCGGGAUUCAGUGCACCGAGAAUAUUUCGAGCAUCACAUCCGCUCGUUUGCAGAUCAGAAGACCAAGUGAGAUUUUUUGGGAAUGUAAUUAGGUUUGGAGUAAAGGCAGCUGGUUAAUUAGUGCACAAUUUUUUUUCUCGAGAUCUGAUAGGUGAAACCUUCCUAGAUUUUUCAUUUGAAAAAAAAUUGACAAAAAAGAUCACCUCGAAAAAAAUGGAAACGCGAAAAAUAUUUUUUUGCAAAAAAAAUAUAUACCGUAGUUCUUUCGUCGCGACGAGACCCUGUGUGUAUCUCAGCUGUUGCGCCUUUCAAAAACUACGGUUUUUUGUUUUUUUUCCGAAUUUUCGAGGUUUCUGCAUGAAAAAAGGCAGAAAUUAAUCGGAUUAAUAACAAAUCGAAGAAUGGAAAUAGUCUAACCCUGUUUAAAGCAAGAAACACUAUAAAAAACGAUUUUAAAGUGUUUUAUUAAGGAAAUACCUGUUUUUUGGUUGAAAAUUACGAACUCAUCUCUAAAUUAGUUCUAAUUCACUUUUCUCAAGUUGAAUUCCUUGUUUUGAUCAAAAAUAGCCACCAAAAACGCCUUGUGAAUCAAAGGCGCAUCGAUUUUUGAAAGAUGUGGGUCUUGUCGCGACGAAAAUCAACGAGAGAGGCACACCUGACGAGACGUGUCCAAAAUGGACACUGUACAUUUUUUUCAAAAGUCACACUGCAUUUUUUUCGAAAAAAAACUUUGUUUCCUUUUCAUCAACAUUUAACUUGGGGAAAUAAAUGCACAUUUAGUUCAGUGGUAGGCCAUUUUGCUAGUGUUCAGAAGUCCCAGGUUCGAAUCUUCAUUCGAGCUAACUUUUUUUUAUUUUUUCCCAACUUCAAAAUCAACUUCAGAUUGCGAAUUUUUCGAAGUUUCUCGGUGAAAAUCAACUCAGCAGACUUUGUUUUACAAUUAGUGUAGUAACAUAAUGUGCAGUGUGGAAUUUACGUGACUGCUUAGCAAACCAUAGUGUCACUGAAAUUUCAAAAAAAUUGACUUUCUAUAAAAAAACUUCAAAUUCCACACUGCACAUGGGUAAAUUCAAAAACUACGCUUAAAAAUACACCAACUUUCUGAAUAUACCAACCCUUGAUAUGUGCUCGAAAAAAAAUGCCGUCCGAUUCUUUGUAAUGUCCAUAUUUACCAUCAAAAUGGACACUUCAAAAUAACAGCGAAAUAGGGCAUUUCCACACUGCACUCAUGGUGUUCCACACUGCCUAUGACCUUAGCAAUCUAUUGGAAAAAAAUCAACUAUAUCCGUUAAGCCUAAGCUUAGUUAUCCUAACUUCAAAUUUUGAGCAACGUUGCAACGCAUUCGUUUGAAAACAGUUUCCUUUCCACCAACAUUUUCCCCUCGGGAGAAAAAAGAGAUGUGGCCGAGAGGAUAGCAUUUUAGACUGGCGAGCAUGAGACCGGGGUUCGAAUCCUCCUGCCCGCGGACUUUUUUUUUUCGAAAAACUUGAAAAUUUCACGCUGCACAUUUUUUUUUGAAAAAAAUUUUCACACUGCACAAAAAAUUUGGGACACUCUCUCGUCAGGUGUGGAGAGAGGGAAACAACUUUUUUCAAAAAUAUUUUUUUUCGCGUUUCCAUUUUUUUAACGUUUAAAAUAUAUGAAACACGGAAAAAAUGAUGCAAUUUCGGGUGCAGCAAUUUUUUGAAAACGAAUUCGAGAUCAGCUUCCCCUGUUGGAUCUUAUCCUUCACAUUUUUGCAGAUAAUCAAAGCAGCUGAAAAUCUCCAAGAAACCUUAUUCGUCUACGAUAUUCGCCGUUCAAAUUGUCAACAUUUCACAUCAACUUGUUCAACUGGUUCCGGAUUUUCGUACGAUAUGACAUCUGGUCUCAAAUAUUUCGCAUGUUCUGUUAUGAAACCAACACAUACCGUAGUUUCUGCAAUGACAAGAACCAACAAAGAUCGAUCGAGUAAUAGUUCAUUCGCAAGUAGUAAUUCAUAG